Messenger RNA from Octodon degus (degu), 4670 nucleotides. It is a transcript of the gene Npr1, whose product is annotated as natriuretic peptide receptor 1. The record is from RefSeq and is a predicted model, not a curated record. Gene Ontology annotation, molecular function: protein kinase activity; peptide receptor activity; ATP binding. NCBI's taxonomy places the organism in Eukaryota, Metazoa, Chordata, Mammalia, Rodentia, Octodontidae. Gene Ontology annotation, biological process: receptor guanylyl cyclase signaling pathway; protein phosphorylation; cGMP biosynthetic process. The coding region runs from base 1268 to 4447 and encodes 1059 amino acids. Gene Ontology annotation, cellular component: membrane. The transcript is spliced from 22 exons.
UUGGAUUCCUGGUGUCAAUCCAGCCACAAUUAAUACCCCCUUAUGCGGGACCCUCAACAAUUGAUCCAUGUCUCUGCAACAGCGCUUACAGCAUACUGCAUUAUGGUUGUUUGUCCUCAAAAGCUGAGACUGUAUCCAGUCGUUCUUACGCCCUCGGAAUCCAGUGAGUCCGGAGGGUCCUCUGGCAACUUCUGCUUAUCAGUUUUUGGAUCGAUCCAACGAGAGGCUUAGGCGAAAGGUUGGGGAGCUCGGCCGCGCAGUGUGGUCAAUGUCGCCCACUGACCCUUAGAGGGCAGACUGACUCCGCAGUGCCAAGGACCAGGGUGGCAGCCGUCAGGAGUUUGGAAAGCUCUCUCGUUUGCACCUCUAGGGGUCAUUUUCAGGGCCAUCUCCCACCGCCACCACACACCCCACGCACACCUUCUGGGAGCAGCCCUGAGGUUACACCUGCACGCGCGCACAGACCCGCGGCUACCCACACGCUGACUCCACGCUCCCACAAUCGUGCGGGGCCUAAAGGGUUAACCCCACCUCCCACCUGGUCCCUUUGCUGCGCGAAUCCUCCCAGUCUGGAGGAAGCGGGAGGGAGAUCAUCCGCCGGCUGGGUGACUGGGACUCUGGUUCGUUUGCGCUCGGCUCUAACGCCUUUCCCGGAGCCCCGACACCCUCCCGCACCACCCCGGACACGCGCGUCCACGCCCUCGCACCUCUCUCAGCUGAGCUCCCAAACCAGCGCCUCUCGCUGUCCCCAGAGCGAGCCAGGUAGGCGAGGAGGGCCCGGCGGAGCGUCACCGCGCGGCUUCCUGCAGCGUUAGCGAGGGCGCCCGCCGAGUGGAGCUGCCCCAGAGCGGAACCGUCGGGCCACCGGGCUGCGCGGAGGGACCACGCGAGGGCGCGUGGCUGGGCGGCGGGGAAGGAGUUAAAGACCCGGCGGCACUGGGAGGGGAAGCGGCCGGGAGGGAGGUUUCGCAGCUUGGCUCUGGGCCCCGCCGGGCCCCCCCUCGGGCAGCCGGGGCUGGAGCCGCCGCCGCCCCUGCGCGCGCCCACGAACACGCGCGCGCUUCGCCCCCGCGCUCGGCGGUCCCAGGGCGCCCUCGGCUCGCUCGCCCUGGGGCACCCGCCGCUCCCCAUCCCACCCCAGCUGCCGGUGCGCCCUCCACCGCCCGCCAGCCUUCCGCGCUCCGCCCGACGCACUCCGCUCCUGCGCAGGGUCGCGCCGCCGAGCCGGACACCCGCGACCAUGGAGGGCGCACGGGCCCGCUGAGCCAUGCCCGGCCCCCCGCGGCCCGCCGGCGCCCGAGCGCGCCAGGCCCUGCUGCUGCUCCUGCCGUCUCUGCUGCUGCUCCGGGGCGGCCAGGCGGGCAACCUGACGGUCGCCGUGGUGUUACCGCUGGCCAACACCUCGUACCCGUGGUCGUGGGCGCGCGUGGGGCCCGCCGUGGCGCUGGCCCUCGCCCGCGUGGAGGCGCGGCGCGACCUGCUGCCGGGCUGGACGGUGCGCACGGUGCUGGGCAGCAGCGAGAACGCGCAGGGCGCCUGCUCCGACACCGCCGCGCCGCUGGCCGCAGUGGACCUCAAGUGGGAGCACGACCCAGCGCUGUUCCUGGGCCCGGGCUGCGUGUACGCGGCCGCCCCGGUGGGCCGCUUCACCGCGCACUGGCGGGUGCCGCUGCUGACCGCCGGCGCCCCCGCGCUGGGCUUCGGCGCCAAGGACGAGUACGCGCUGACCACGCGCGCGGGGCCCAGCCACGCCAAGCUCGGCGACUUCGUGGCGGCGCUGCACCGACGGCUGGGCUGGGAGCGCCGGGCGCUCAUGGCCUACGCCUACCGGCCCGGCGACGACCAGCCCUGCUUCUUCGUGGUGGAGGGCCUGUACAUGCGCGUCCGCGACCGCCUCAACAUCACGGUGGACCACGUGGAGUUCGCCGAGGGCGACCACAGUCACUACACCAGGCUGCUGCGGACCAUGCAGCGCACAGCUCGAGUCGUCUACAUCUGCAGCUCCCCGGAUGCCUUCAGGACCCUGAUGCUUCUGGCCCUGGACGCGGGCCUCAGUGGGGAGGACUAUGUUUUCUUCCACCUCGAUGUCUUUGGACACAGCCUGCGAGGGGCACAGACCCCUGAUCCCCGUCCCUGGGAGAGAGGAGAUGGGCAGGACAUCCGUGCCCUCCGGGCCUUUCAGGCUGUCAAGAUCAUUACGUAUAAGGAACCGGAUAACCCUGAGUACUUGGAAUUCCUAAAGCAGCUAAAACUCUUGGCCCAUGAGCAGUUCAACUUCAUCAUGGAAGAUGGCCUGGAGAACAUCAUCCCAGCAUCCUUCCACGACGGUCUCCUGCUCUACAUCCAGGCAGUGACAGAGACUGUGGCACAUGGGGGGACUAUCACCAAUGGGGAAGACAUCACUCAGAGGAUGUGGAACCGAAGCUUCCCAGGUGUGACAGGCUACCUGAAAAUCGACAGCAGCGGAGACCGGGAGACGGACUUCUCCCUCUGGAAUAUGGAUCCUGACACUGGCGCCUUCAGGGUUGUGCUGAACUACAAUGGGACUUCUCAGAAGCUGGUGGCUGAGUCAGGGCGUGAUCUGUACUGGCCCAUGGGGUACCCUCCUCCUGAUGUCCCUAAAUGUGGUUUUGACAAUGAGGACCCAGCCUGCAGCCAAGGCAACUUUUCCACCCUGGAGGUACUGGCAGUGGUGGGAGGCCUCUCGAUGCUCAGCAUCCUGAUCAUCUCCUUCUUUGUAUACAGGAAGAUGCAACUGGAGAAGGAGCUGGCCUCGGAGCUGUGGCGGGUGCGCUGGGAGGACGUGCAGCCCAGCAGCAUGGAGAGGCACCUCCGGAGUGCAGGCAGCCGGCUGACUCUGAGCGGGAGAGGCUCCAAUUAUGGCUCCCUGCUAACCGCAGAGGGCCAGUUCCAGGUCUAUGCCAAGACCGCGUACUAUAAGGGCAAUCUCGUGGCUGUGAAACACGUGAACCGUAAACGCGUUGAGCUGACUCGGAAAGUCCUGUUUGAACUGAAGCAUAUGCGAGAUGUGCAGAAUGAACACCUGACCAGGUUUGUAGGCGCCUGCACGGACCCUCCCAACAUCUGCAUCCUCACUGAGUACUGUCCUCGGGGGAGCCUGCAGGACAUUCUGGAGAACGAGAGCAUCACCCUGGACUGGAUGUUCCGGUAUUCGCUCACCAAUGACAUCGUCAAGGGGAUGCUGUUUCUACACAACGGGGCCAUUUGCUCCCAUGGGAACCUCAAGUCCUCCAACUGUGUGGUAGAUGGACGCUUUGUGCUCAAGAUCACCGACUACGGCUUGGAGAGCUUCCGGGACCCAGAGCCUGAGCAAGGACACACUCUCUAUGCCAAAAAGCUGUGGACAGCCCCUGAGCUCCUCCGAAUGGCUUCUCCUCCUGCCCGGGGCUCCCAGGCUGGCGACGUGUACAGCUUUGGCAUCAUCCUUCAGGAGAUAGCCCUGAGAGGUGGGGUCUUCCACGUGGAAGGUUUGGACCUCAGCCCCAAAGAGAUCAUUGAGCGGGUGACCCGGGGUGAGCAGCCCCCCUUCCGGCCCUCCCUGGCCCUGCAGAACCACCUAGAGGAACUGGGGCAGCUGAUGCAGCGCUGCUGGGCAGAGGACCCCCAGGAGCGGCCUCCCUUCCAGCAGAUCCGCCUGACACUGCGCAAGUUCAACAGGGAGCAGAGCAGUAACAUCCUGGACAACCUGCUGUCACGCAUGGAACAGUACGCUAACAACCUGGAGGAGCUGGUGGAGGAGCGCACGCAGGCCUACCUGGAGGAGAAGCGCAAGGCCGAGGCCCUGCUCUACCAGAUUCUGCCUCACUCAGUGGCCGAGCAGCUAAAGCGCGGGGAGACCGUCCAGGCAGAAGCCUUUGAUAGCGUGACCAUCUACUUCAGUGACAUUGUGGGUUUCACUGCGCUGUCAGCAGAGAGCACGCCCAUGCAGGUGGUGACCCUGCUCAAUGACCUGUAUACUUGCUUUGAUGCUGUCAUAGACAACUUUGACGUCUAUAAGGUAGAGACAAUUGGUGAUGCCUACAUGGUGGUUUCGGGGCUACCAGUUCGAAAUGGGCGGCUCCAUGCCCGCGAGGUGGCCCGCAUGGCCCUGGCGCUGCUGGAGGCUGUGCGCUCCUUCCGCAUCCGACACCGGCCCCAGGAACAGCUGCGCCUGCGCAUAGGCAUCCACACAGGACCCGUGUGUGCUGGUGUGGUAGGCCUGAAGAUGCCCCGUUACUGCCUCUUUGGAGACACAGUCAACACAGCUUCGAGGAUGGAGUCAAAUGGGGAAGCCCUGAAGAUCCACUUGUCUGCUGAGACCAAGGCUGUCCUGGAAGACUUCGAUGGCUUUGAGCUGGAACUUCGAGGAGAUGUAGAAAUGAAGGGCAAAGGCAAGGUCCGCACCUACUGGCUCCUGGGAGAGCGGGGAAGUAGUACCCGAGGCUGACCUGCCGCCCUGCAGUCCCUCCUCGUCCCUCCUCUCCUCCCUGGCCGGCCGGUCCUCCCCUUCCUCAGCAGCUGAAGGGCUGGAGAUGUGGUUUGAACAGCUCAGCUCUGCUGACCCCAGAGGAGGCACCAGAUGUGACCUCUGAGAAGAGGACUGGUAUGGGGGAGAACUUGGAGCUCACAGGCCUACCCACUGGCACCAUGGCCAUGUGCAGAAACACGUG